UUGGCCUUGGCUGUUUUCAUUUGAAAUUUUACGUUUGGACUAGUUGGUUGUUGAUACUGCAUGUCUGCAUUUGCAAUUUGCUAUUUGCAUUACUGACAAUUCAAAUAGCAGACGCGUUCUGUUUUUGUUGUUUGGUGUCCAUAUUUCCAUAAAUGAUUUCUGUUGUUUUCUUUAAGAACAAAGCAAGAUUAUUAUCAACGUAAACUGACGACAAUCUUCCGUGUUUUUUAUUUCGUUCGGUUAUUUUGUUUGUUCGUUCGUUUUAAACAAACGGUGUUGUUGUGUCGCUUAAUUAUAUCGGCGUCUAACGUUGUUCUCGUAUCAUCGUCAUCAGACAACUUUGGAUCAGUUUUAAAAUAUGGCGAACCAAAGGACUACGYCGAGCUCGACUUUUCAAUCGCAUCAGAUGGCACAACCGGCAAUYGAAACGCUUCUAUUUAAUGAUAUAAUUGAAGAAAAAAGUUCACAGUUGCGCGAUGUAAUGGAUCAAUUUUUGCAAGUACAUUCUUUUAGUAAAUUUGAAUCUGAAUUCAAUUUAUUCAUAAAACGUAUAAAACACAUCUCAAAAGAUGGACAACGCAAUGGCACAAACCUCACUCGUCACAUAACGCAGAUGCCUUUGGAUAAUGACGCACAACCUUUAAGUAAACCAACGGAAGAUGGCGGGUCACAAGUAUACAAUCAGCAGUAUGUUGAACCUACUAAUUCAUCUAAGCAACCACCAGUUGCUGAUUUUAAACCUAGAACAAUGUUGACACUUAACAACCCAUCAAACAAUAUUCUUAAUAAAACAAUGAAUAUAUGUGACACAAUUAUUGAAGAAAGCUUAACCAAUAAUGACUCUGCUCAAAAAGAUACUCAACAACCAGAAAGUCUAUCUCCAACUGUGCCAAUACCAUGUUCUGAGCCAUCACAAAGUGAUAAUGCAUCAUCUACUACCAUGAAUAAUGGAAAUGAUGACACCAUAGAAUCUGAUUCAGAAUUAGUCCAGUCUGUUCAGAUGCUAAAUAAUAGUGACAAUACUGGCGCAUCUCAACUUAGUCAAGAUCAGUCUAACUGUUCAGUAAGAAGUCUGGGAAAAAGUAAAGUGAAGUACCUAACUAAGUGGUCAGUUAAUACAAAGAAAAUUAAAUCAAAUAAGGGCAAUUCAAAAUCAGUCAUUACAUUAACAGGUACUCUAUUAGCAGGAGAUCAAACCACAGUAUUGAAGAAAGCUCAUAAAGCAGGUAUUUUGGUAGUUCGAAAGACAAAACAUAUUAUCAAAACAGAUAAUGGAUUGUACCAUUUAAUUGGUCCAAUCAUUGAAGGAUCUCCAGUUAAUUUGUAUCGUGCAUGUGUAGAAGCAAAUGGUAUUCCAAAGACUUGGAGAAAUAUUUUAUCAAAUUUGUCCAUGGAAGUCGAUAUAAAUCUCAAUAAAAGUAUGACUAGAAAAGGCACAAUCUAUAACAAGGAAAAAAAAACUGGUCAAAAAUCUUCUGGAUCAAAAGUUGUUUUUGGACAUGAGUUACUCAAUGAUAGUGAUCUUCGUCAACAAUUGUCAGAAAUAUCAGCAUCUAAAACAAUCAAACCAUUUGAAGCAUGUCAUACUCCAAGUCAACUUUUAAAGCACAAAUUUCAUCGAAAGUUUGUUAAAGCUUGCUUAAUAAUUGGCAGUCAGUUCAAUACAGGAUCAAGUAUGUWUGGUAAAUGGGCACACGCACCGGCCGCGAGAUCAUCAAGUGUUAGGCCCAACAACAAUCCUCAUUUGAUGACUAAUUUAAGAACAGGACCAACUCGCUCAAUUAAUCCAUAUUUGCCGCCUCCRCCAAGUUACUUCAGUCCACAUGUGGUGAACACCAGAGUACAAGCUGAACCGAAGUACUUAUCGAGUUGGUGUGUAAACGUCAAAAACAUUAGAUUAGAUCAGGGCGAUAUUGGUAUGGUCGUCGAACUAAGUGGAACUUUGUUGUCAUAUGAUUGUCGAGCCAUAUUAUGUGAAAGGUAUGAAGCUGGAAGAUUAGAAUUUAUAAUAUCAAAAAAUGUUGUUAGAACAAAUACUGGAGUAUACCAUCUACUUGGACCAAUCUUUAGAGGAUAUCCAAGUAAUUUGUAUCGUGCAUGUUUGGAAGCUAAUGGAAUUCCAAAGACCUGGAAAUAUAUUUUAACACAAUUCUCUGAUAAGUCUCCUACUUACAAUCAGAGAAUGGCUUCUGCAACUUCUAAUGCUACGAUCAGUACCAUUGGCAUGGGAGUACAGGAGUUGAUUAAAAGUUUUCGCGUUCUUCGACAUUUAACAAUAAUAUCAGAGCGUAGAAUGAAAGAACAUAGUAAAGCCCGGAAGUCUAUUAGUUUUGUGCGUCACCAUUUUCAUCAAAAGCUGCUUCAAUCAUUGAGAAUCGUUAACAGCCAAAUCAUAAUGUUAACUAGUCAUCCAUAUCAACGAGAUGAAGUGUGGUCAAAUAUUUUAGAAACGUACAAUCUUCAUCAGACAACUGGCCUUAAAAGUAUUGAUGAAAUCAAGCAGAUUUUUGAAAGUUUAAACACAACAUUUGAAAGAUAUAAAACUGGAAAUGGAAAGUACUCAAAAAUUAUGUCAAGUGUCAGUGAACAAGUUUUGGGAAUUAUAGGUGACGGAAUAGAGCCUCUUGUGAAUCCAUAUGAUGAUGAUACUAGCUAUACAGAACUUAUGGAAAACCAUACAAACAAUUGCAAAAAUAUUCAGAAUAGUGGUAAUAUGGAUGAUGUAGAAAUUGUUACUUUAGACAAUGAAAUGGAGUGUAAUGUUUCUUUAAAAGAUUUUACAUAUACUGGUAAUCAAAAAAUUAACUGGGAUAUGUUAGAUACAUCAAAUGACAAAUGUUAG
Molecule: messenger RNA, 2842 nt
Organism: Diuraphis noxia (Russian wheat aphid)
Lineage: Eukaryota; Metazoa; Arthropoda; Insecta; Hemiptera; Aphididae
Source: RefSeq, a predicted model, not a curated record